AAGAUUGACCUGUGCUGCCUGCUCAUUCGUUUAAAAUUUUACAAUUUGAAGAAUGACGAAAUAGGUUCUAUAGCGGCUUCAAGCCUUCGCUCAAUAUCUACGUCCUGGGAUCGGCUUCUCUUUCCCAGAGAUUCAUCUGUUUCUCCAUUAGAAGAGAGAGAGAGAUGGUAAUAAGGUCUUGCGUGGAGGCGAUCGUAUCCUCGUGCGUGACGGUGCAUCCUCAUGAGACUUCCGCACUCCUCCACUCCUUUUCAUGUUUCUUCUUCAUAUUAAGUGCAUACUUUGUGAUUCUUCCCUUACGCGACGAAGGGGCCAUCUCUUUAGGUUUAGGAAAUCUUCCAGGACUUUUUGUGGGGUCCUUAGCACUCACAUUGCUUGCUGCUCCUGUUUCCACAUUCAUUUUCUCAUUGCCCUCUCUCUCCAAAGGAAAGGCUUUGGUUUUGAUGCACAGGUUUUUUAGUGUCUCUCUGGUUGUAUUUUAUAUUUUAUGGCAUUCUUCCUCAGCUGGAUAUUCACCAUCCAAACCAAAGGAUCUGAACCUUGAGGUCGAUCAAGCCAGUGCUGCACGUUCUGGGGGUUGGAGUAACCAUGGAUGGUUUUAUGUCUCUGUGAGAAUUGGUUUGUUCCUCUGGGUUGCUCUGCUUAACCUUAUAACUAUUUCUUCAACUUGGGCUAGAGUAAUUGAUGUGAUGGACAGCGAGUCAGGUUCAAGAUUAUUUGGUUUCAUUGGAGCUGGUGCUACACUUGGCCAGCUUUUUGGCUCUUUGUUUGCCUCAGGAAUGGCUUGGUUAGGACCAUUUUUACUUCUAUUUGCUGCUCUCUUGAUGGAACUUGCUGCACAGUCUUCGAAAGGGAUCAACCAAGAUAAAAAUCAUCUCUCUGAAGAGCUGUCUCUCAUCAGGAAAGCUGAUCCUGACCAACAGAAUGAUGCUGAUGAGCAAUCUUCUCCUGUACUUAGAGGAUCUACUCCUAAGUUAUCUACUUCUGCAGCCAAGCCUCAGCUUUGGGCCUUGUUGGAUGGAUUGCAACUUAUAUUGUCCUCAACUUAUUUGCUAUAUGUGUCUUUAUUCCUCUGGUUGGGUGCAAUCGUCUCUUCAUUUUUCUAUUUUCAGAAAGUAACCAUAAUUGCCAUGACUGUUUCAAGUCCUCUUGACAGAAGAAGGUUGUUUGCCAAAAUCAAUAGCUUCAUUGCCAUUUUUAUCCUUGCUGGACAACUUACCUUAACGGGGCGUAUCCUUACCAGUGCUGGGGUUCGUACGGCUAUUUGCGCUGCUCCUAUUAUUGCCUUCUCUAAUUUGGUUGCUAUUGCUGUAUGGCCAACAUGGGUUGCAGUUGCUGUCUCUGAAACCCUGCGAAAGGUGGUUACCUAUGUUUUGACUAGGCCUGGAAGGGAACUCCUCUUUACAGUUCUCUCACAAGAUGAGAAAUACAAAGCUAAGGUAUGCAUAGAUGUAAUCGUUCAGAGGCUUGGAGAUGCUGCAGCAGCAGGAAUAUACAAGCUACUUUUCAAUGCAUUUAAUGGACAAACAUCAACGGUCUCUCUCUAUGCAUUGCCUGUGUGCUUAUUAUGGAUAUUCACAGCUUUCUACUUAGGAGGCCGCCAGUCUGAACUUGCAAAGCCCCAAGCUGCGGCCGCCUGAUGUUUUUCAAGAUGGUUCCAUGUACAUCUCUUGUAGCAUAUAAACCAUAAAGGUCACUUUUUUUUUGGUCAUUUGGGAAACACAACUUUGAUUAUUUGAAGUGUACUGUCUUUUGUGAUGGAAACUAUUCUUCCAGCAUUCCUUUCCUCUUUUUUUUUGGGUAGCCGAAGAAAUUUGUCUUAAAUAUGAGAUGCAUUUGCCAUA
Molecule: messenger RNA, 1844 nt
Organism: Malania oleifera
Lineage: Eukaryota; Viridiplantae; Streptophyta; Magnoliopsida; Santalales; Ximeniaceae
Exons: 13
Coding region: 165-1640 (491 amino acids)
Biological process (GO): nucleotide transport
Cellular component (GO): membrane
Molecular function (GO): ATP:ADP antiporter activity
Source: RefSeq, a predicted model, not a curated record